Messenger RNA from Colletotrichum scovillei, 2472 nucleotides. Its product is annotated as alcohol dehydrogenase GroES-like domain-containing protein. The record is from RefSeq and is a predicted model, not a curated record. The coding region runs from base 315 to 1379 and encodes 354 amino acids. The transcript has 7 exons. NCBI's taxonomy places the organism in Eukaryota, Fungi, Ascomycota, Sordariomycetes, Glomerellales, Glomerellaceae. Gene Ontology annotation, molecular function: zinc ion binding; oxidoreductase activity.
CCGCCCUGUGUACACACUCGCUCGCACAGUGAUGCUCCGAUGAACGGCAAUGGGAGCGGGGGCGAGGUGAUUGGCCCGGCGUGCAUACAAACUGUGCCUCACCACACCUCACAACCACAUCAUCCAGCAUCACCGAGGAUCAAUACGACUGUGUUUCUGGCUGCGUGCCUCGGCUUCUUAUUGCUCCUCAUUACCUCUGCUGAGAUUGCCACAACCCCUGGGGAUUUUCGAACAUUCUCAUCCGAGAGCUCUCGUAUUUCCAUCAACGCCUUCACUGUGAUCCAGUUCCAAAUCUACCCGAACAAACCCCCGCAAUGUCUACCUCAGGAACCAUGCGCGCCGUUGUCUUCAACGGACCGCAAUCUGUAUCCGUCGAGCAACGCCCCAUCCCUACCGUCCAAGACGAUGGCGACGUAAUUGUCAAGGUGCAGGCAACGGCUCUGUGCGGCUCAGAACUGCAUGUUUUCCGCGGCCACCAGCCAUCCGAGACAGGCUUCAUCAUGGGCCAUGAGUUCACCGGUACGGUUGUUGAAAAAGGCGCCGCUGUGACCUCCUUGAACAUUGGUGACAGGGUUGUCUCUCCCUUCACCUCGUCGUGCAUGAAAUGCUUCUAUUGCAAGAACGGGUACACAUCCCGUUGCGCUCGUAGCAAGCUCUUUGGCUGCGGUGCGCUGGAUGGCGGUCAGGCCGAAUACGUGCGUAUCCCUGAUGCCGACGGAACCGCUAUGAAGGCUCCAACCACCAUCUCCGACAAUGCUCUGGUUCUCAUGGCCGAUAUCUUCCCAACCGGCUUCUUCGGCGCCAAAUCUGGCUUCAACUUGCUCAAGGAAGAAGAGAGAUCGAAUGCCACUGCGGUUGUCAUUGGUUGCGGACCCGUCGGCCUGUGUGCCGUGAUUUCGGCGCUCGAGUACCGUCCCAAGCAUCUUUUUGCCAUUGACAGCGUAGACAGUCGCCUAGAGCUUGCUAGAAGCCUUGGAGCCGAGCCCUUGAACUUCAAGACUGAUCGUGCAGGCAUGGAGAAGCGGAUCAAGGAGGUGACUGAUGGCCGCGGAGCUGAUGUCGUUAUUGAGGUUGUCGGUCUAAGCCCAGCUCUUAGAACUGCCUUCGACAUCAUCAGGCCAUUUGGUGUCAUUGCUAGCAUUGGUGUCCAUAAUGGCGAGAUUCCAUGGACCGGUACCGAAGCGUAUGGCAAGAACCUAAGGCUGCAGAUGGGUCGAUGUCCUGUCCGAGCCAUCUUCCCCGAGGCUCUCGCCCUUUUGGAGAAGAAGCAGGACAAACUUGGGUUUAUGUUCGACCGCAUUAUGCCGUUGAGCGAGGCGGUUGAGGGAUAUGCAUUGUUCGAUCAGAUGAAGGUCCAAAAGGUUAUCUUCACUCCUUGAUUGAAAGCACAAAACUCGUAGUGAGAAGAUGUCGCCUCCGUACUCAGCAUGAUAGCAGGAGCAGUAUGGAGUUUGCGGUUGCGGUGAUGGAAUGUUGAGAUAGAUAUAGGAUCAAUGCCUUAAUUCUGUCUUGGCUUGACAAUACCGUCGUGAAUGAGGUAAUAAGACACGGUCGAAUCGUCGUGGACCACGGCAAGGAGUAGUCUCUUUUGACGAUCUGUGCCACGCCAAUCCCGCUUCUGAGGUCCAUCGAUGGUGCUUGCUGGAUCGAGUUCUCGUGGCAGAGUGUCGAUGGAGUCAAAAAUUGUAGCAAAAGAACUCAGAGUCCAUUGUUCGCUUAGAUGCACUGGGAGAACCCACUCAUACUCGGGGGCCUGGCUUGAGCGCUUGCCGGCGGUCUGUUCCAUUUCCAAGGCCUCAAUUUGUUCGUCAGGGUGCAUGUACAGCCUGUUAGGCGGGAGGCCGGUGAUGAUGGGACGCUGUCGGCUUUUCCCGUCACUCCGAACCUCGACAUCAAUCCAGUCAUGUUGAUCUCGCAGGUUGCCCAGGACCAGAUCGGUAAGGUUGGUUAGAUGUUCUGCGGCCAUUGCGCCUGAUCCAAUCUUAAUGGGGUGUUGAAGAAACGGAGUUACUAGGGCGUAAUAUAUGUUUGAGAAGACCAAAGUCACCGAGGAAAUUGUUGCGGUUGUCGUUGAAGAGUUCUCAAGGUUCUCAAGACAAGUGGCCCCAAUAAGACCGUCGGUAUGCCAAUCAGAUGUGCUCCUUGGCCAACGAUUUGCUGCGUCAUCGAUAUAUGCAUAACUCCCUAUUAAACGAUACUGUCAUGCAUGUAUAGAGGCUUCCGCUUACGAGUCGCCCGCUGAAUCCAGGUAGAGCUCAGCGAGUUUACCUAGUCGGUACCUUCAGGCCCUCCGUAGCGUUUGGCCCCAAUGGGUGCCUACCUACAGGCUACACCUGCCUUACCUUAUCUUACCGAUGUAAAGUAAUCACACAGUUUGGCCUGUGGUUGCAGGCGGAGCAGAUGAGAAAAGUUGUUGUCCUGGUAUAUUUACUCCGUACGGGUACUCCUAGGUAUGUUAUUAGUCUAGCGCAC